CACAUGCCCACAGUUUCAGUUUUUCACCGCAUGAUCCACAUCCAUACAUCAAAUUUUUUUUUUUUUUUUUUUAAAUUGACAUCCAUACGUCUCAUUCUGCUACAUUACAUGAUUACAUCAUAAGAGAGAGAAAACGGUGCUUUGAACGGAUACGGAGUAUAUAUUUUUUUCUAGAGAGAGAAAGAGAGAGGGAAGAGAUAGAGAGAAACCUACAGCCAACAGCUACCCCUUUUGUUGUCUAAGAACGCCUGUGGCACACUCUGGUUCAAUAAAAACAGACCCUCUGCAUUCCCAUUUAAGUCAAUUCAGGUUUAUUUUGUAGAGAGAGGAAAUAUAAAGAGAAAGAGACACAUUUUGAUUCUCAGAUCAAAACAUACGAAGGUAUUUGAUACCUGGCCUUCAUUUGCGCAUUGGGUGUUUGUUUUGUUCUCUCUCAUGCCCUCUAUUCUUUCUGUGGGUUGAUUUGUUUCUCUCUCAAUUUUCUCUCUCUAGACUGAAAUUCUCGAGAUUGGCGUCUGAGAUAAAGACCAGAGCACCCUGUUCAAGCUCUUCCACACUCUCGUCUACUGUGAAGGAGAGAGAAAGUCUGAUGAGUGAGAGAGGAGGCUCGCUCUCUCGGUGGAGAGCUUGCCUGUACAUAGCAAUAAUCACCAUUUCAGUGUUGAAACUGUGAACCCAAAGCUCUAAACACUCUCAUACUCUUUCUGAGUCAGUCUGUUUUCGUAUUUGUUUUGGGUAAUUUUCUUUCUUUGUUGGGUUGUGUUUUAAUGGCCUUUUCGAUGCACAAAGAGAUGGAUGCGAGUAAGUACGUUAGAUAUACACCCGAACAAGUGGAGGCCUUAGAGAGAGUGUACUUGGAAUGCCCAAAACCUAGUUCUUUGAGGAGGCAACAGCUUGUUAGAGAAUGUGCUAUUCUCUCUAACAUUGAGCCUAAACAGAUAAAAGUCUGGUUUCAGAAUCGCAGAUGCCGCGAAAAACAGAAGAAGGAAGCUUCUCGCCUCCAGACUGUAAACAGGAAGCUGAGUGCCAUGAACAAACUGUUGAUGGAGGAGAAUGACCGCUUGCAGAAGCAGGUCUCACACUUGGUUUAUGAGAAUGGAUUGACGCGCCAGCAAAUCCAGAAUGCAUCCACAACAACCACAGACACUAGCUGCGAGUCUGUGGUCGUGAGUGGUCAGCAUCAACAGCAAAAUCCAACAUCUCAGGGUCCACAGAGGGAUGCUAACAACCCAGCCGGUCUUCUCGCAAUAGCUGAGGAGACCCUGACAGAGUUCCUUUCUAAGGCUACUGGGACUGCUGUCAGCUGGGUCCAAAUGAUUGGGAUGAAGCCUGGUCCGGAUUCUAUUGGAAUCAUUGCUGUUUCCCACAAUUGUAGUGGUGUAGCAGCACGAGCCUGUGGUCUUGUGAGUCUAGAGCCCACAAAGGUCGCUGAAAUCCUUAAAGAUCGUUUAUCUUGGUUUCAUGACUGCCGUUGCCUUGAUGUAUUGAGUGUAAUCCCUGCUGGAAAUGGGGGGACAAUAGAACUCAUAUACAUGCAGACUUACGCACCAACAACAUUGGCAUCAGCUCGUGACUUUUGGACGCUGAGAUAUACUACAAAUUUAGAAGAUGGAAGUAUAGUGAUAUGCGAGAGGUCGUUGACUUCUUCCACUGGUGUCCCAACGGGGCCUUCUGUUUCAUGUUUUGUGAGAGCGGAAAUGCUGCCUAGUGGUUACCUAAUACGGCCUUGUGAGGGUGGUGGCUCCAUGGUUCACAUUGUUGAUCACUUCGACUUGAAUGCAUGGAGCGUUCCUGAAGUUCUCAGGCCACUUUAUGAAUCAUCCAAAAUUCUUGCUCAGAAAAUGACUAUGGCUGCCUUGCGACACAUUCGACAAAUUGCACAGGAAACCAGUGGAGAAAUUCAGUAUGGUGGGGCUCACCAACCUGCUGUAUUAAGGACAUUUAGUCAGAGAAUGUUCAGGGGAUUCAAUGAUGCUCUUAAUGGGUUUGUGGAUGAUGGUUGGUCAAUUAUGGUUAGUGAUGGUGUUGAAGAUGUGACAAUUGCUAUAAACUCAUCUCCAAGCAAAUAUCUCUGGUCUCAAUACAACACAUUGUCAAUGCUCCCAACUUUUGGGGGGGUGCUGUGCGCAAAGGCAUCAAUGCUUCUUCAGAAUGUUUCUCCUGCUUUGCUUGUGCGUUUCCUAAGGGAGCACCGUUCUGAAUGGGCAGACCAUGGGGUUGAUGCUUACUCUAAUGCAUCUCUUAAAGCUAGUCCUCAUGCGGUUCCUUGUGCCAGAUCUGGUGGCUUUCCUAGCAGCCAGGUCAUAUUACCUCUGAGUCAUGCUGCAGAGCACGAGGAGUUUUUGGAGGUGGUUCGGCUAGAAAGUCGUGCAUUCUCCCCUGAGGACAUAGCUUUGUCACAAGAUAUGUAUUUACUACAGUUAUGCAGUGGAGUUGAUGAGAAUGCAACUGGUGCCUGUGCUCAACUUGUUUUUGCACCUAUUGAUGAAUCAUUUGUUGAUGAUGCUCCUUUGCUGCCAUCUGGUUUCCGUGUUAUACCACUGGAACCUAAAUCAGAUGGGCCUACUGCAACUCGAACGUUAGAUUUGGCUUCUACACUCGAAGUGGGUCCUGGAGGUGUACGUCCUGCUGGUGAAGCUGAUCUGAGCAGUUAUAACCUUAGGUCCGUUCUGACUAUUGCAUUCCAAUUCACUUUUGAGAACCACUUUCAAAACAAUGUGGCUGCUAUGGCUCGCCAGUACUUGCGCAGUGUUGUUAGCUCUGUUCAGAGGCUUGCUAUGGCUAUUGCCCCCUCUAGGCUCAGCACCCAUAUGGGGCCAAAACCACUUCCUGGUUCACCUGAGGCUCUUACUUUAGCACGAUGGAUUUGCAGGAGCUACAGGAUCCACACUGGCGGACAACUCUUUCAGAUCAACUCGCAAGCUGGUGAUGCUGUCUUGAAACAACUUUGGCACCACUCAGAUGCGAUAUUGUGCUGCUCUACAAAGACAAAUGCAUCUCCAGUUUUCACCUUUGCAAACCAGGCAGGGCUUGACAUGCUUGAAACUACUCUUGUGGCCCUUCAAGACAUAAUGCUGGAUAAGAUUCUCAACGAAGCUGGUCGGAAAAUUCUACUCUUAGAGUUCUCUAAGAUCAUGCAACAGGGAUACACGUAUUUGCCGGCAGGGAUAUGUGUGUCUAGCAUGGGUAGGCUGGUGUCUUAUGACCAAGCCAUAGCAUGGAAAGUGCUCAAUGAUGAUGAUUCCAGUCACUGCUUGGCUUUCAUGUUCAUAAACUGGUCUUUUGUAUGAGCAAAAACAUAUGGCUCCAAGAAUUUGUACUAGCUCUUUAAGUUAUUUUAUGCAUUUUGUUUAGGUAAAUGUAGACUCAUCUGCCAAUCUAUGUAUGCAUGGGGGCACAUGUGAUUAUGUUUUGCUUAGUGGUUACAGUAAUGCCAUCUAUUUCAAUUAUCUUGAAUGUCUCAAGAAGUUAGUUGGGAUUUCAAUCAAGAUGGAGAAUAUUGGCAGUAGAGGGGUCAGCCUCCUAUUAGGUUUGUUGAAUGUCUCAAGAAGUUAGUUGGGAUUUCAAUCAAGAUGGAGAAUAUUGGCAGCAGAGGGGUCAGUUUGUUGCCUGAUUUGAUUUUUUGUUUUGGUCAAUUUCAUCAGGAAUGGUAAUUUCUAGUAGCAUUGACAUAGAUUCA
This is a messenger RNA of Cornus florida, 3679 nucleotides long. Its product is annotated as homeobox-leucine zipper protein HOX32-like. The coding region runs from base 768 to 3290 and encodes 840 amino acids. The record is from RefSeq and is a predicted model, not a curated record. The transcript has 18 exons. NCBI's taxonomy places the organism in Eukaryota, Viridiplantae, Streptophyta, Magnoliopsida, Cornales, Cornaceae. Gene Ontology annotation, molecular function: DNA-binding transcription factor activity; lipid binding; DNA binding.